UUUUGAAAUAUAAUGGGAUCAUGUGAUAGAAAGAGGCCCAUUUGCAAGGAGAAGCGUUUUUAUGGGAAGGUGUUGAACGGUAUCACCGACGGCGCCACGAAAUUCAUGGCGCACGAUAAGUGCCUGACCUCUCACCCCUUCUAAAACACCCACCCUCAUACUUUCAACUACCAACCAAUCCCACCAUUCUCUCUCUCUCUCUCUCUCUCUCUCUCUCUCUCUCUCUCUCUCUCUCUACAUUUCUUCUUCUUCUUCUUCAGAAUUUUCUUCACACAAAUCUCCAUGUUCUUGCACCCACAACCACCUUCUCAGAGUAGUCAGUUAAUGGCACAAAUCGCCAGCAGUUCGCCGUCGAACCCGAACUACGGUUUUCCUUUCUGUGAAUCUUUGCAAAUGGAACACAACUUCUACACAAAUCUCUCUCCCAUUUACGACCCAGGUAUGAUGUAUAACAAAGUAGCAGGAGGAAAUAUGGCUGAAAAUCCAAUAUCAAGAAAAAGAGGGAGAGAAGAAGAUUUGGGUUUAAGCAGUGGGAUUAAGGCAAAGACGAGUACGGGCCUACGUUUAUCAACAGAUGAAAUGAAUGAAAAUAAUGGAUGUUCUUCUUCUUUGAGUGGUGGUCUUUCCAUUAGAAUGCAGAGAGAACAACAUGAGCUAGACCUCUUUGUACUCAUGCAGAUGGAGAAAAUAAGGGUAGAAUUGGAACAGAAGAGAAGGAAUUACUGGAGUAACGUGUUCCAGGUGGUGGAGGAAGGAAUGCAGAGGAUCCUGAAAGGCAAAGACGAAGAGAUUGACAAAAUGAGCAGAAGAAACACAGCACUGGAAGAGAAGGUAAAAUCCCUACUACUGGAAGGGCAGAUUUGGAAAACCGUGGCGCAGACGAACGAGGCGACGGUGACGCUGCUACGUCGGGAUCUGGAACUCGUGCAAACGAGAGAAGGUGAAGGCGAUAACGGCGAGGUGGAUGAUUCCACGUCAUGCUGCGACGGACAGAAGGCCAUCAGUCGCAACUGCCAGGGGUGUGGGAAGAAUGAAAUUUCCGUUCUUGCCCUCCCGUGUCGGCAUCUGUGCUUGUGCAGUGAAUGCGAUCCGAGGUUCGAGUCGUGUCCCAUGUGCAUGUUACCGAAGAGCGCCAGCAUAAAAGUUCACAUGUGUUGAAGAUUUUGUUUAAAUAAUUAAAAGAAAUUUAAUAACAUUUUUCUUUUGUUACAAGU
Molecule: messenger RNA, 1214 nt
Organism: Magnolia sinica
Lineage: Eukaryota; Viridiplantae; Streptophyta; Magnoliopsida; Magnoliales; Magnoliaceae
Product: probable BOI-related E3 ubiquitin-protein ligase 3
Exons: 3
Coding region: 283-1158 (291 amino acids)
Biological process (GO): regulation of programmed cell death
Molecular function (GO): ubiquitin-protein transferase activity
Source: RefSeq, a predicted model, not a curated record